AUGGGCAAUAAACAUCCUAAAAUACCUAAACAAGAAGAAUUAACUAGAAAACGUAUUCAUUAUCUCAAAAAACUCACGAAAUUUUCUGAAGCAGAAAUACAAGACUGGCAUGUAGGAUUUUUUCAAGACUGUCCUGAUGGCAAACUUAACAAGGAAACAUUGACAAAAGAGUACAAGCGUUAUUAUGGAGAGCAUCAAGCAAAAAUUUUUUGCGAUUAUGUGUUCAAAAUAUUCGAUAAAAAUCGUGAUGAUUCAAUUAGUUUCAGCGAAUUCCUUAUAGCUGUUUCAACUAGAAGUCAAGGACGUCUUCGUGAUCGCCUUGGCCUCAUUUUCGAUAUGUAUGAUAGUUCACGUGAUAAAAAACUCGAUACAAAAGAACUGACAGCAUUGAUCACUGCUAUGGUAAAACUUUUAUUAGAAUCUAAAACUUCUUGUAGUACGUUAACAGAUCGAGAUAAAGUACGUGCGAAAAUAUUUGCUCAUCUUCUUUCAAUGCCUGUUCAACUCAAACAUCUUUUUGUUAAAAAAUUUGAAUGGUUAUUAUAUGUUAUUCAUUAUGCCGCUGAUGAAUUACGAAAAAACGCAUUAACUACUAUUCAAUAUGCUGAAUUUGGUAUUCCAAGUUGUAAUAUUGGUAGAAAUGAAUCGAUUCAUAUUGGUAAAAAUCUUGUAUCUAUUCUCAGUACUUAUAUGCCACAUUUACACACAUUACAACUAUGGAGAUCAGAUGAUUUUCCUUGGACAUCUCUUCGACCAAACGAUAAAUAUGGACGGUAUUAUGGACCUUUUAUAACACGAUGGAAGCGAUCUUUAUCAACAGUUGAAUCUAUUAAUGAUCAUGUAACGGUUUUUGAACAAGACCUUUCUCAAUUAUUUGAUCAAUUGAAAGAAUUUAUCUUUGUUGAUAUUUGUGGCAUAAUUCCUCGUGAAAAAGUAGAACCUUAUCGUUUAAUGGCUCAAACUCGUUUUCCAAAUAGUCGAAUUGACGUUCAACUAACAAGAUUUCGUCUUUGGAUAUAA
Molecule: messenger RNA, 1020 nt
Organism: Rotaria sordida
Lineage: Eukaryota; Metazoa; Rotifera; Eurotatoria; Philodinida; Philodinidae
Source: the annotation of a GenBank genome assembly